GUACGGUGCGACGUCUCUGGGAGCGUAAGUGGGAUUCACUUGACAACUGACUACCAAAUAGGAGGUAAUUUCAGCAACAUGAACUUCUCCCUCCUUCCGAACCUCACUUCUCUGCAACUCUUUUACACCGGACUGGUCGGCGAAAUCCCCCUUCAAAUAUAUACUUUGUCAAGACUAAGUUACCUUGACUUGUCCUACAAUUUUCUCACCGGUGAGUUGCCUCCCUUUGUCCAAAACCUCACCAGUCUUCAAGUACUCUGUAUCAGUCACAAUCACAUCAGUGGCUCUAUCCCUCUUGAGAUGGGAAACCUGAUGAGAUUGACCCAUUUGGAUCUCGAGUUCAAUGUCUUACUGGCGCAAUCCCUCCGACUGUUGGUUGCUUGCACAAUUUACAGUCCCUCAGAUUUAGUUCAAACAAAUUAGGUGGCUCUAUCCCUCUAGAACUAGGGAACCUCGCAGAAGCUGAUGAAGUUGAUUUAAGUAGCAACAACUUCACUGGUCCCAUUCCAUCGUCUAUAGGGAAUCUGAGGAGCUUGACCUAUCUUUAUUUGCAAAAAAACAAACUCGGUGGAUCUAUUCCUCCGGAAAUAGGGAAUUUGACGAGCUUGAUACAUCUCUAUUUGCAAGAAAGCAAACUUGGUGGAUCUAUUCCUUCGGAAAUCGGGAAUUUGGCGAACUUGACUGAUCUCUAUUUGCAAGGAAACAAACUCAAUGGAUCUAUUCCGUUGGAAAUAGGCAAUUUAGAGAGUUUGAUCUUGCUGAACUUACAGGAAAAUAGAUUUGAUUGGGCCAUCCCAUCAAAAAUAGGAGAUUUAAAGAAUCUCGAACGGCUAAAUUUGAGCUUGAACAACUUGGUUGGGAAAAUCCAUCUCGAACUUGGGAACCUCAGAUAUAUGCAGGAUCUUGAUUUAAGUCGUAACAACUUUACUGGUCCCAUUCCGUCGGCUAUCGGGAAAUUGAUGGGGUUGACUUAUCUCUAUUUGCAAGAAAACAAGUUCGAUGGAUCUAUUCCUCCAGAAAUAGGGAAUUUGAUGGGUUUGACUAAUCUUCUUUUGCAACAAAACAAACUCAAUGGAUCUAUUCCGUCAAAAAUAGGCAAUGUGAAGAGCUUGAGCAUGCUGAAUUUACGGGAAAAUAGACUUGAUGGUGUCAUCCCAUCGAAAAUAGGAGAUUUAAGGAAUCUCGGGCUUCUAGAUUUGAGCUCGAGCAACUUGAUCGGGAAAAUCCCCGUUGAACUUGAGAAUUUGACCUCGUUAAUCUAUCUCGAUCUUCACAACAAUUCUCUUUCUGGCUCAAUUCCCACAUUUAAAAACAAUUCUCACUUAGUUCGCCUUGACUUAUCAUACAAUCAUCUCAAAGGCCCAAUCCCAGAUAAUCUCAGGGCUGCUUUUCCUUACACCUCUUUUAUGGGCAACGAAGCCCACAGAAGGUCUAGCGUUAUUCAUUACACGAGGAUGUUCGUUCUGCUGGCUACAAUACUCAUUUCCUGUGUAGUUCUUGGAUCGUGCUUCCUAUUUCGACAUGCCACAAAGAGCGUGCAAUCAGAGACUACAGAGAAAAAUGGAAAUUUCUUGUCAAUAUGGAAUUAUGACGGGAGGAUUACAUAUGAAGACAUAAUAAAUGCAACAGAGGACUUUGACAUCAAAUAUUGCAUUGGGACCGGCGGUUAUGGUAGUGUCUAUAGAGCGCAGUUGCCCAAUGGGAAAGUUGUGGCACUGAAGAAGCUUCACCACUUUGAAGCAGAGGACCCGUCCUUCAACAAGAGCUUUCGGAAUGAAGUGAAACAUUUGACAGAAGUACGGCAUAGAAGCAUCAUCAAGCUCCAUGGUUUCUGUUUACACAGGCGAUGCAUGUUCUUGAUUUAUGAGUACAUGGAAAGGGGGAGUCUAUUCCAUGCUUUGAGGGAUGAUGUCACGGUGGUGGAAUUAGAUUGGUCCAAAAGAGUCGAUCUCGUCCGAGACACGGCACAUGCUUUGUCUUACAUGCACCAUGACUGUGCUCAGCCAAUUGUUCAUCGAGACAUAUCUAGCAACAUUAUCUUACUCAACAGCAAAAUGCAGGCUUUUGUAUCAAUUUUUGGCACCGCAAGACUUCUGGAUCUUGAUUCCUCAUCUAAUCUCACUGCAAAUAUGGCUGGCACCUAUGGAUAUAUUGCACCAGAGCUCGCGUAUGCUAUGGUCGUCAAUGAGAAACGCGAUGUGUAUAGUUUUGGAGUGGUAGCAAUGGAAACCAUGAUGGGUGAACAUCCAGCAGAUGUCGUAUCUGUGUUGUUGACACCCUUCGGAGAAAAUAUCAUGCUACAUAAAAUCUUAGACCCGCGGUUGCCUUAUCCAAGGGAGAACUCCGUUGCAAGAAGUAUUGUUCUGAUAAUUUCUCUGGCACUUGCUUGUUUGAGUGCUAAUCCAAAGUCUCGACCAACUAUGAAGCGAGUCUCGGAAGCCUUUGUAGCUCCAAAGUUACCAUUGGCGAAGCCCUUCCAUGAGAUCUCAUUGGCUCAGCUCCGAGAUUAUAACAGAUCAUGGUUGGAAGGCGGAUCCACAGAAGCUUCAUCAGGACUGAGCGAUGAGGAAGGGUCAUGAAGUGCUUGUCCAGUAAAGAGAUAGAUUGCUAAAAUGAAGCUGCAAUUUGGUGAAAGUGAUCGAGGACAUAGAAGUGUAUGGCUUCUGCAAAUCAUUGAGUCAUGUUAAACUUCUUACCAUACGAUGCUAUAGGAGCGAGAAGCAGUUUACAUAGGACAUCCGUUUAUUUUUCGUCUUUUCAGUAAUAUUGAAAUGUAUUAUCGAUAAUAAUGUAUUAAGAAAUAAUGUGACCCACACUAGACUGUUGAAGAAUUAUCCCACAUCGAUUGACAA
Syzygium oleosum is the source of this 2852-nucleotide messenger RNA. Its product is annotated as MDIS1-interacting receptor like kinase 2-like. Gene Ontology annotation, molecular function: ATP binding; protein kinase activity; protein binding. Gene Ontology annotation, biological process: protein phosphorylation. Lineage: Eukaryota; Viridiplantae; Streptophyta; Magnoliopsida; Myrtales; Myrtaceae. The record is from RefSeq and is a predicted model, not a curated record. The transcript has 2 exons. The coding region runs from base 894 to 2579 and encodes 561 amino acids.